AGAGAGAGAGAGAGAGAGAGAGAGAGAGAGAGAGAGAGAGAGAGAGAGUUUCGUAACUUAGGGAAGUUUCGUGGAGCCAUCGAUCAGUGGAGCGUCUUGUUUUUUUGCGCCUGGUGUCAGUGACACAGCGCAGAGCUGACCGUCGCCUGCGUCACUUUUUCAGCGGACUUGUCUAAUUGACUUUCUCACUCGCACGGGAGCUUCUGCCGUCGAGCAAGGCAGCAGCGAAUAACGCCGUCUCACCUCCAGGACCGGACCGUGCACAUCCAUCUGAGAGCCUGGCCUGUGCAGCCAUGCUGAUGUAUGAUUACCCUCUGAAGACAGACAUGGAGACGUCAUUCUACUCCUCGUUGGUGAAAACCUCUGAGCCGUACGGAGUGAUCUUCUCCCAUCGCCCCCACAUUUACCACCCGGCGCACGUGCACGCCUUCACCCAGUCUCACACACCCAGCAACCCCACACACGCCCAGCUGGAACCAGUGGACCUGUCAGUCAGCAAGCGUUCCUCCUCCACCUCUUCCUCCUCCUCGCCGCCCUGCUCCUCCGCCCCCUCCCCGGCCUCCUCACGCAGCUCCCCAUCUUCCCCCUACAACCCGACGAGCCACGCCUCCCCCCACUGCUCCCCUCGAGACUCCCAUCCGCACUCCCCGCUCUCCCAUGCUCUCCCGCCACCCAUUCCCUCACUUCCUUACCCCACCCCGGGCUCUGGGGUCAUCCAGGGGUCAGGGGUCUUGGUUUCUCCGGUCAUGGUGCCUCUGUCUCUCCUCUACCAGUCGCCAUUCCACCUGCAUCAGCCGAUCAUGGUGAGCCCGCCUGUUGCCAGUGAGGACGACCACCAUCGAAGCAGGGACCACAAGCCAGUUCACUCAACAAAGCCGGAGCUGCGAGUUGACGUCCACGACCUGCACAAGCCAAUCAAAACAGAGCCCCGCCCUGAGCUCAUUCAUGACGACUACAGCGGCCAGGAGAUUAAGUCAUCAGUCAUCAGGAUACCACACGAAUACGGGGGGAACAACCCAUCGGUAAUUGUUCAUUCGGGCACGCAGCAUCCUCUCCCUGCUGAAUCUCCGGACACACUGAAAAAGAGGCGAAUUCACCGCUGUGACUUCUCCGGCUGCAACAAAGUGUACACCAAGAGCUCCCACCUCAAAGCGCACCGCAGGACACACACCGGUGAGAAACCCUACAAGUGCAUGUGGGAAGGCUGCACGUGGAAGUUCGCCCGUUCAGACGAGCUGACGAGACACUUCCGCAAGCACACAGGAGUCAAACCGUUCCAGUGCCCCGACUGUGAACGCAGCUUCUCUCGUUCUGACCACCUGGCUUUGCACAAGAAGCGCCACCUCCUGGUGUGAAAGCCUCCACCGGGCAGCUUGAAGAAGAAACUCGGUGCUGGGUUCAACAUUGGACUGUACCACUUUGACUUGAGGGUGGGGAGUUGUAAAGAGCUGACCUUACACUUCGAACUCCAACAGGGAGUGGGAGGAAUGUUCCUCAGGAUGCAAGUUUAGACCCUUUCACCUCAUUAGCCUGAGUAUGAGCUGGUGUCAGCCUGCCUAUCAUCCACCCAUCACACCAUCAGAUCGUUUUGACAUCACUAUAGAAAAAUAGUUGUUGUGCCAGAUCAGCUGUGGAAGGUCCAGACACUUUUGCUGCAGCAUCUCAGCUGGCCUGAGAGCGGCGCCCUCUUGUGGCUGCAGAACCAACCUGCACGCGGCAUGCUCAAGCUUCUUCACUUUUUGCAACAUCAGCUCGCGUUUCCUCUGCAUGCAUUCAAGUACAGAUUGUGGACUUAAACAGACACGCGUUUAUCCGCUAGCUAGGCCGACAUAAUGUGAAAACUUUUCAGAAUGUAUCAUAACUCACGCCUACUGUGCAUCCUCAUCAUCCUCCUCAUCAUCAUCAUCAUCAUCGUCAUGUCAUACAUGAGCUCCCUCUUGUCAGCGCAGCUACCUGUGACGUAACGCUAACGCUAACUCCUACUUCAUGGACCACCACAUUAAAACACCACACACCUCAUCUGCCUCUACAAGCUUACAUCAUGAAGUGACUUCAAAACAACAAAAAAAAAAAACAACAGGUAGCUAACGCUCACGUUUCUCUUGUACAUACAUGCACACACAGCAGAAAACAUGCACUUGAUAAAAGCAGCUCAGCCUCAGUCUGGUGUGCUUUUGGUAUUUGGGUUGAAUAAAAAUAAAAGGGGGGACUGUGGGUCUUUCAUUGUCCGAGUGAAGUGUUUUUUUGUUUGUUUGUUUGUUAUUUUUUUAAGUUUUCAUUCAGAAAUGUGAACGUUGCUGCACAGGGGCAUUAUUGUGUUAGUGAGGAAAAGACACCACUCGGUUGAUUUAAGGGUAGAGGCAAUGAAAUGUCGUAUAUCGAGUUUGCGUAUCUGUAUGAACAGUUGUUUUGGUUUGUGAUGCGACGCCAUGGUAGCCUUUUUAUUGUUUGACACUUUUAUAUCGGAAAAAUGCAAAGUGCAAAGCAGGGAAAUCUGCUCUUUAAUUUUUGUUUUUGUAUCAGGAGCAGAUGAGUUUCAUUCCAGCCCUCCAUACAGGAGACCUAAUUUGAAAGAAAAAAUACUUCAUCAUAAUUCAUCAACCAUAUUUUGUUUUGUUUUUUUAGCACAACUUUCUGUUUUUACAGUUUCCGGAGAACAAAAAAAGAAAAGUUUGUUUAUCGCGUCUUUGUACAUGUCUCCAAUGUGCACUUUAUAUAUAUAUAUGACUAUAUAUAAAACUUUCCCAAAGCCACACAUUUUUUAAUCAUAACAGUUUUUGUCUAUUCAUAUAUCUGCUGGUCAGUUUGAUCCGAAGCAUUUAACAGGUGUCUUGGUUUGUCUUUUAAUGCCAGAUAAAGGUGUGACUCUAUACACACACACACACACAUGCACACACACACACACACACACACACACACACACACACACACACACACACACACACACACACACACACACAGACUCAUACACACACACACACCGAAUGUAGUGGCUCAACCAAUCUGCAUUUGCUCCUGGAUUUUUCUUUGCUUGUAAAUGUUUUUGUAUCUCUGCAAAUAUAAGUUGUAAUAUAUAUAUAUGUAUAUUUUAUAAUUGAUUAUUAGACUGAAAGGGCAAUUAAAGGUUUUUUAUUAAGCAUGAUUUUGAUACUCUCAUAAUAAUGGAUAUUAUACAUUUCUAUAAUGUUGCUAUCUAUCUCUUUUCAAUCUUAAUGUUGGCAAUUCAAAGGGAACAUGUUAAACUGUGAACAUAUAAGUGUACAGGUCUAUCUGCAAUGUUGCAUUAUAUUUUAAAACAGAAUAUUCAUACCACUUAAUAAACUUAUUGAUAAUA
This is a messenger RNA of Acanthopagrus latus (yellowfin seabream), 3334 nucleotides long. RefSeq names its product Kruppel-like factor 3 (basic) (gene klf3). NCBI's taxonomy places the organism in Eukaryota, Metazoa, Chordata, Actinopteri, Spariformes, Sparidae. The coding region runs from base 294 to 1355 and encodes 353 amino acids. Gene Ontology annotation, molecular function: DNA-binding transcription factor activity, RNA polymerase II-specific; RNA polymerase II cis-regulatory region sequence-specific DNA binding. The record is from RefSeq and is a predicted model, not a curated record. The transcript has 6 exons. Gene Ontology annotation, biological process: regulation of transcription by RNA polymerase II.